Messenger RNA from Eupeodes corollae, 13856 nucleotides. It is a transcript of the gene ds, whose product is annotated as protein dachsous. The coding region runs from base 1309 to 13029 and encodes 3906 amino acids. Gene Ontology annotation, molecular function: calcium ion binding. Lineage: Eukaryota; Metazoa; Arthropoda; Insecta; Diptera; Syrphidae. Gene Ontology annotation, biological process: homophilic cell-cell adhesion. The transcript has 13 exons. Gene Ontology annotation, cellular component: plasma membrane. The record is from RefSeq and is a predicted model, not a curated record.
AUGUGGAGGGUCUUUUGUCGCUCGUGAAUUAUUCGAUUUUUUUAACCAUCAAUUUUCUGCAAAUCUUUCAAGUUUAACAGUUCGAAUUCUGCAUAAAAGUUUUUGCAAAGUCAUAAAUCAAAGAAAAUUGCAAAGUCGAUAAAUGCAAAAAUAUUCUAAAAGUGUUUUUGAAUCAAAAGUGAUUCUUACCAUUUUUGUUUUUCAAACAGGAUUUCUUCGGAUCUAGUGGAAAUAUAUCGUAGAAGAAAAAGCCGUCGCGGUAUUUCGUUGGGAAUUUAAUGAAAUUUUCUAUCAAAUUGAGUUUUUUUUUUAAAUUUUACUGAAGAAAUAUUUUUGAGUAAAGUGGAUAUAAGAAGAAAUUAAAAAGAAUACAAGAAGAAAAAUCAAAUUGGAUAAAUCCAAAACCAGUGAAAUGAUAAUAAAUGUAUGUACGGAGAGUGCAGAAAACGAGUUCUCCCUGAUUGUGUUUGUGUGAGCAAAGAAAAUCCUUGUGUUGCUCUGUGAUUCAAAAAUAAAAGAAGCAAAAAUAUUUUCCAUUUUCUUAACCCAAAAUAUUAUCUAGUUUUUUCUUGUGAAAAAAAUCAAUUUUUCGAUCUUUAAAAGGAAUAAAAAAGUAUUAAAAACCUCAACAUACGGUCGUAAGUAAUAUAAUUAAUUCCAAAAGCCCUCCUCAUCAUCUUCUGUGCCGUCGUCGUCGUGGAUAAUGUUAAAUCAUAUCAAAUAAAAUUUGCUAGUGUAUACAAUUUUCAUUCGAAGAAAAUCGAAAACUUUUAGCAAAUUCGAAGAUUCGUGUCGGUCGAGAAAAUUGUUCGCGUUCGUAAAUAAAGAAUAAAUACGAAGAAAAAGGGAAAUAGAUUUAUAAAUAUUUUAUCAAAGAGAAAAUAAAAUCCCUUUUCGUGUGUUUCUAUAAAGAAAUUGAUAUAUUUUCCAUUCAAUUCUUUAUAUUAUUGGAUUACCUGUCAUUGCCUUGUUUUAUUUGUGGGAUUAUUCUGUAUUUUUGUCGUCGUCUUUUCGUUAUUAUACCUGUUGGCUUCUUCACAGUUGGAUACAUAUAAAUAUAUACCUACAUACGUAUGUAACAAAAAGAAGUAUUUUCCAUCUACCUGAUAUAGCAGUUUUCUUUUGUGGAUUAUAUAAAAAAUAAUAUAAAAGAUAAUCCUCAUCAUUGGACAUUUUAAGCUUGCUUUGAAAAAUAUAAUUAAACUCAUCAACUAUGUCACCGUCAUCCCUCAAUCGGUGAUCUUUGGAUGUUAUCCUAUCGUCAAAACGACCAAAACGACGAUCCCUAAUGAAUCACACGCGAACGAAAUGUCAAAGGAUUAUCGAAGCCACAUGCAAAUGGGCUUCGUAAGAAUGGCUCAAUAUUUAUUUUGUAAAAAAUCCAAAACCAAGUCAACAAUAAAUAAAAAACAAAUACAAAUAAAAACAAUAAAAACCCAUACAAAUAUUAAUAAUAAUAAAAAGAACUUAAGGCUGACAACACAUCAUUACCAUCAACAUUAUCAUCAUUACCAUCAAAAUAAAAACUACGACUUAAGCAUACAAAAGAGCAUCAGGCGAAAUCCCAUGGUUCUAUGGAUUCUUGUGAUAUGUAUAGUGUUUUCAGCGACGGGUGGUGCUGCAAGCGAAUAUGUGCGAAAUUUGGAAGUGUCCGAGGGGGUGCCGAUCGGGCGUCAAAUCGGUUUUAUCGGUGAUGUUAACGGUAGGAUUGACAGUGGUCCGCCAUAUUUGAUAGUGCCUGUGCCGGGUAGUGCUGUUGAAACUGAUUUGUCGAUAGAUCACACAACCGGUGAGAUACGGACUAAAAUCCAGCUGGAUCGAGAACGUCGUGCAUCGUACAGUCUGGUGGCGAUACCCCUCAGUGGGGAUAACGUCCGCGUAGUGAUAAAAGUACUCGACGAAAAUGACAAUGCACCCACAUUUCCAACACCCGUCAUGAAUAUCGAAUUCCCUGAAAACACUCCGAAAGAGGUAAAACGCACAUUGAAUCCGGCGCGAGAUCUCGAUCUGGAACCGUUUAACACGCAGUCGUAUAGUAUCGUGUCGGGAAAUACGAACGGAGCGUUCCGUUUGGCGCCACAUCGUGAAAUGGACGGAGUGUACUAUUUAGACCUACAGAUCUUCGGAUUCCUCGACCGGGAGACAACGCCAAGUUACAGUCUGGUCAUCGAGGCAGCGGACGGUGGCAGUCCACCCCUGAAGGGCCAAAUGACCGUCAAUAUCACCAUCCAGGAUGUGAAUGACAAUCAGCCGAUUUUCAACCAGAGUCAGUACUUCGCCCAAAUCGCCGAAAACGUGACGGUGGGGACUAGCGUGCUGCAGGUGUACGCUUCCGACACCGACGCCGACGAAAACGGCCUGGUGGAAUACUCGAUCAAUCGACGCCAAAGUGACAAGGAGCAAAUGUUCCGCAUCGACUCGCAUACGGGCAUGAUAUCCGUCAACAAGCCUCUCGACUUCGAAGCAAAGGAACUACACGAACUGGUGGUGGUGGCAAAGGACCACGGUGAACAGCCACUCGAGACCACCGCCUUCGUGUCGAUCACAGUGACCGAUGUCAACGACAACCAGCCCACUAUCAAUGUUAUCUUCCUCAGUGACGACGCUACCCCGAAAAUCUCCGAAAGUGCCCAGCCCGGUGAAUUCGUUGCUCGAAUCUCAGUCAACGACCCCGACUCAAAGACCGAAUACUCAAAUGUGAAUGUCACGCUGCAAGGUGGUGACGAUCAUUUCGGUCUAACCACACGUGACAACAUCAUUUACCUGGUCAUCGUUGAACUGCCACUGGAUCGUGAAAUGCAACCCAACUACACUCUGAGUGUUGUGGCCACCGAUAAUGGCAAUCCACCGUUGCAUGCCUCGAAGACGAUCUACCUUCGCGUGACCGAUAUUAACGACAAUGCACCGGAAUUCGAAAAGGACGUCUACUAUGCGAAUGUUAUGGAAGUAGCCGAUCCGGGUACCUCAGUCAUUCAAGUGGUAGCCGUCGACAAGGAUGAGGGCAAUAACUCAGCGGUGAUUUACUCCUUAGUUGAUACGCCCGAAACGCACUCGCAAUGGUUUCAAGUUAACGCACAUACUGGAUUAAUAACAACACGAGCGCAUAUAGAUUGCGAAACAGAACCGGUCCCGCAAUUGAAAAUUGUCGCUAAGGAUAAUGGACAUCCACCGUUAUCGUCGACAGCUACCGUUUUGGUAACAAUUCACGAUGUCAACGACAAUGAGCCUAUAUUCGAUCAGAGUUUCUAUAAUGUUUCAGUGCCGGAGAAGGAACCAUUGGGAAGGUGUAUUUUAAAGGUGUCUGCAAGUGACCCAGAUUGCGGAGUAAAUGCAAUGGUUAAUUAUACCCUAGGUGAGGGUAUAAAGCAGCUGGCGGAGUUCGAAGUACGCCCCGCAUCCGGAGAGAUAUGCAUUUCUAGUGACCUGGACUAUGAGAAGCGUUCAUCGUAUGAAUUUCCAGUCAUUGCAACUGAUCGAGGUGGUCUUAGCACAUCGGCCAUGGUUAAGAUCCAACUCAUCGAUGUCAAUGACAAUCGUCCUGAAUUCUACCCAAAGGAAUACAAUGUGUCGCUGCGUGACACAUCGACAGGGUCAAUGUCCGAUGAAACGCCAGUUGUUUCGGUUGUCGCCACCGAUCCGGACUCAGGUCGUAAUGGCGAAGUGACCUAUCGCAUUGUGGCCGGCAACAAAGAUGGCAUAUUUCGAAUAGACAAAAUGUCCGGUGAGGUAUUUGUUGAUCGUCCGAAUUUGCUGUCCAUGUCGAUGCGCAGUCAUCCUUUUCACAUAUUGAAUAUUUCUGCAACGGACGGAGGUGGCAUUAAGACUUCACAAGAUGCUGUGAUUUACAUUAGCAUAAUUGAUUCGACACAGAGACCGCCGAUUUUUGAGAAGUCGCGCUAUAACUAUUUUGUUAAGGAAGAUGUGGCGCGGGGGACGAUAGUUGGAUCGGUAAUGGCAACCAGCAGUGAUUCAGGAAGCCGCAAUGUUGUCACUUAUUCCAUCUACACUGGUGAUCCUGAUGAUUACUUUACCAUCGAUAAGAACUCUGGUGAUAUUCGAGUUGCAAAACCAUUAGAUCAUGAAGCCAAACCACAAAUUCUACUAAACAUUCAAGCUAAAAGUGGUGAUCCACCAGCUUAUGGACAUACUCAGGUCAACAUCGAUAUCGAGGACGUUAACGACAAUCCACCCGAAUUCGAGACAAGUAUGGUCCGUAUCUCGGUGCCAGAGAACGUCGAACUUGGUGCGCCACUGUAUGCUGCUCACGCCCGCGAUAAGGACUCUGGCAAAAGUGGCAUUGUCACAUACAGUCUAACAAUGAUUGGUUCAAUGCCAUCACAUCUGAAUGUGACAACGGCAGCAGCAGCCGCAGCAGCCAUGUACGGUGGUUCAUCGAUGUUUAUGUCGCCAGGACCGGCAUCUGGAUCUUCAUCAUCGUCAUCAGUAGCAUCAUCGCUGACAUCCUCGUCCUCAUCGUCAUCGUCACUUUUAUCAUCUCUAAAUGGUGGUGGUGUUGGUAGUGGAGGAGCUGGGGCAAUGGGAAGACUUUAUUCCAUUCGAAAUGGUAAUCACAAUCAAAUUGGUUCUGGAUCUCAGCAACAAUUGUAUGGCAUGGGUGCUGGUGGUGGCAGUGGAAGUAGUUAUCUCCUGGCGGCCAACUCAUUGCCACUAGACUUGCAACAGCAGCAGCAUCAUCUAGUGCGGCCAUCUGCCAUGAACCAAGCUCAACUGUUUGCCAUCGAUUCACGUUCCGGACAUUUAACAUUGUCACGACAUUUAGACUACGAGACAUCACAACGGCAUUCGUUAAUUGUCACCGCAACCGAUUCUGGUGAACCACCAUUAUCGGCUAAUUUAACUAUUCUCGUCGAGGUACAAGAUGUUAAUGAUAAUCCGCCGGUCUUCGAGCGUAAUGAAUAUUCAAUUAAGGUGUUGGAAUCGAUGCCGAUUAACUCGCAGAUUCUCCAAGUGACAGCCAUCGACCUUGAUACCGGCAACAACGCCCGCCUCACCUAUCGUCUUACCGACUCUAAUGGCAACAGUAGCGGCGAUAAGAAAUUCCUACAACCAUCCAAAGCAAAUCUAACCAUUCCCCUCGGCAGCAGCAGCGGUGCCAACGCAUCAUCAGGCCUCCGUUCAUUGGCAAUGAUGGCAGCCAUCAAAGGUGUAACAAAUGCCCCCAUUACAGCAAGUUCCGAUCCAAAUCAAUUAUUUGGUAUUUUCCCGAAUAGUGGUUGGAUUUACCUGCGUGGCACACUCGACCGUGAAACGCGUGAUCGUUACGAACUCACGGUAAUGGCCAGUGACAAUGGUACACCGUCAGCUCAUGCGAAAACACGUGUCACUGUCAAUAUACUCGAUGCCAAUGAUAAUGAUCCUCGAUUUGUGCGCAACACCUAUGAAUUUGCCAUUGAGGAGAAUAUGCGACGUGGUGCAAUAGUUGGCACCGUUUCAGCUACUGACUUGGAUCUAGAUGCUAAUGCGGCGAUACGUUAUAGUUUGAUACCGAGCAACACCAGCUUCCAGGUUAACCCAGUUACAGGCGAAAUCAUCACCCGCGAGCCGUUGGACCGUGAAACGCGCUCCCUUUACGAUCUGGUCGCUGAGGCCCGCGAUCAGGGCACACCGUACCGCAGCGCCCGUGUCGCAGUGAAAGUCAUGGUGACUGAUGUGAAUGACAAUUCUCCGGACAUCGUUGAUCCGCAGGAGGAUGUGGUCAGUGUGCGCGAGGAACAGCCGCCCGGCACCGAAGUGGUACGAAUUCGUGCCGUCGAUCGUGAUAAUGGCCAAAAUGCAUCGAUCACCUAUACGAUACUGAAGAGUCGUGACUCAGACGGCUACGGGCUAUUCUCGAUCGAUCCGAGUUCGGGCCAAAUUCGCACUCGUGUCGUAUUGGACCACGAGGAGCGCAGCAUCUAUCGGCUGGCGGUGGCCGCUACCGAUGGUGGUGUGCCGCCGAAGCAGACUGUACGUUUGUUGCGUGUCGAGGUGUUGGAUUUGAAUGACAAUCGGCCGACGUUUACCAGUUCCAGUUUGGUCUUCAGGGUCCGUGAAGAUGUACCAGUGGGUCAUGUAGUUGGCUCAGUUGGCCCCUCAGAACGUAGUGACACCCAAAACAUGAUCGCCGAACCGGGACUUCACAUAACUUACACUCUGACGUCACUCACCAAAGACACCAUCGAAGGUGCCUUCGACAUGGACCGCCAAACCGGCUUCCUCGUUGUUGCCCGCCGACUAGAUCGCGAACAACAAUCCGAAUAUCGAUUGGAGAUCCGAGCAUUGGACAACACCGCCUCCAACAAUCCACAGAGCAGCGCAAUCACAGUUAAAGUCGAGAUCGCCGAUGUGAAUGACAAUCCACCCAAGUGGGCCGAAGAUCCAAUAAUGAUCUACGUCAGCGAGAGCACAGCUAUUGGAGUGAUAAUCUACAAUUUUACCGCCACCGACGCAGAUACCGGCACCAACGGUGAACUGCAGUAUAAGUUGUUGCGCCAGAGUCCCGAUGGCGUCGAUGUUGCUACUACUUCCCACCAACUGCAACUGCAACAGCAACAAGACCAGCAGCAGCUCCAACAGCAAAAUCAGAAUCAUCAGGAACAGCAGCAGCAAAAACAAUCACUAUUCUCAGUGGACCCACUUACCGGUGCUCUGACCCUACAAGCUGCACUUGAUUACGAAACAAUCAGCGAGUACAUUCUAAUUGUACAAGCUCUCGACCAAUCAUCGAACGCAACCGAACGUCUACAUAGCACAGUAACGGCUCGCAUCCUCGUCGAGGACGCCAACGAUAACGGUCCAGUUUUUGUGUCGCCAGCCGGAGGAAGCGACACCAUCAUAGAACUGAGUGACGCAACACAAGUCGGUCAAUUAGUGGCACACGUCGUUGCUACUGAUAAGGACUCUGGCGAUAAUGGACACAUCACCUAUGCAAUACUUAGCGGUAAUGAAGAUGGACGUUUUAGGAUCGAUUCAAAGACUGGUUUCAUCGAAUUGGCCAAGCCACUGCCACAGAUGAUUGGUAAUAGUGGUUCCAAUAGCAAUGACGAUGCUAAUGGCAUCUAUGGCACCAACAAUCGUUUCAAUCGAGACCAUCGAAGUCGAAGUCGCAGUAGCAGCAAUAGUAAUGGUGGUCAUAAGGGGAACAAUAAAUUUAAUUUGGUGAUCAGUGCCAGUGAUCAUGGAAGUCCACACUCGAAGCAAUCGCAUUUGAAUUUACAAAUUCUUGUCCAUGGCACAACGAGCAAUCCUCCGCGAUUCUUGCAGUCUGUCUAUCGUUUUAACAUCUCUGAGAAUUUGCCAUCAGGAACUCCGGUCUUUAGUGUAGGCGCUAAGUCCUUUAAUGGUGCAAAUCUAACAUAUAAAAUCCCAUUAGGUGUUGCUAAUAAUCACUUUAUUGUGGAUACUUAUCGUGGUACCGUCAAAUCGCAAGGACAAUUUGAUCGUGAGACCAAAGAUGAAUACACGAUACCAAUCUAUGUAUUUGAAACGAAUCGUGCCCCAAGUGUUGCCAUACAACGAUCACAAGCAACAACAUUAACAUCAGCAACAUCAACAGCAGGAGCAGGAGCAGGCAUAGGAAUAUCAGACACAGCACAAUCAACUCAUGUCACAUCCGUUGCCGAGUCACAACCUCCUCAGCAUGGUGAACAAUUUGACAUUGCAACAAUUGUCAUUAAAAUAACUGACGUUAAUGAUCAUGCACCUGAAUUUCAUCCGGACUCCUGCUAUAGGAUGUCAGUGCCAGAAAACAGUGAUUUAGCGGUCAUUCAUACUGUGGUCGCUACAGACUUGGAUGAGGGUGCUAAUGGUGAAAUUGUUUAUAGUAUAAUUGGCGGUAACUUGGGAAAUAAGUUCAGCAUCGAUAUGCAUACGGGUGAGCUAACAGCACGCUCAUUGGAUCGUGAACAACAUUCACGGUAUUCAUUGCAAAUUCAAGCCCAAGAUCGUGGUACACCCAUCACAUAUCAGGGCCUUUGUAAUAUAACGGUUUCGGUAUUGGAUCAAAACGACAAUGAUCCACGUUUUGAACAAACUAAAUAUAUUGCAAAUAUUCCCGAGGAUAUUGCUAUUGGUUCGUCGGUAUUGAAAGUGACUGCAAAUGAUGCUGAUUGGGAUAGAAAUGCAAGGAUAUUAUAUUCGUUGGCAAAUGAAACAGAAUGGCUCUUUGCUAUCGAUAAUCAAACAGGAUUGAUAACCGUUGUUGGACCUCUGGAUCGGGAACGUCAACAUAUCUACAACUUUGAGGUUGUGGCCACAGACGACGGACCCUAUGACUCACGUUCGCAACGAGUACCCGUACAGAUCAUUGUGGACGACGUCAACGACAACAAGCCGAUAUUCGAUCGCUACCCAUUCCGGACACAGGUGCCGACCCUGAACCAGCCGGGCAAGGCACUGCUUGAUGUCCGAGCUACCGAUGCGGAUCAAGGCAUCAACGGUGAGAUCUUCUAUUCGUUGAUUCAGGAUGCGACUGCGAAGAAAUUCCGCAUCAAUCCCAGCACCGGAACGGUGAGUGCCACACAGAGUCUGGCCAGCGAGAACGGCAAACUGCUGCACUUGAAGGUGAGGGCACAAGAUAAGAGCAAUCAGCCGCAGAGUUCGAUCGGCUUAAUUGAGAUCCGUGUGGGGGAGCCGCAGUCGGGCAGUCCGCUGCUGCGUUUCCAAAACGAUACCUAUCAUGUGCGACUGCGCGAGAACACCGCAAUUGGUCAGUCUGUCAUUCGGGUGAGUGCAGUGCGCAGUGACGGACGACGCCAGAAGAUUAUUUAUUCAUUUGGUGCGGGCAACGAGGACGAUGCAUUCUCGAUAGACGCGAUCACCGGUGAGAUCAAAGUGCGCAACUCCGAACAUCUAGAUUACGAGAAGUACUCUUGGCCAUCGUCGUCGUUGUCGGGCCAUGCCCAGUCGUCAUCCAUGGCCUCGUCAAACGGACGCAGCUUGUUCCACGGCGACGAUGGCAACAGCAACGAUGACGAUGACAUUGCGACUGCGGCCAACAGGAGCAACUCCUUGAACGUGGCUGCUAAUAGAACAACACAAACUGUCAGAAGAAUGCGUCGUGGCAUCACAUACGGCAGCAGCAGUGGCAACAGCAACGAUAUGGCAGCAACAUCAACAGCACUAGCAGACCACUCGAGUCCGGUGCCCAGUGAGAUGCGAUUAAUUUUGGUCGCACAUACCGAAGAAACGCCAUUGUUGUACGGCUAUGCGGAAUUGCACAUUAUCCUGGAGGACGAGAACGACAAUGGACCACAUUUCACACAGCAACAAUACUCGGCAACGGUGUGGGAGGGCAACAGCAAGGGGACGCUGGUGGUGCAGGUGCAGGCAUUGGACGCGGACGCCGGCUCCAACUCGCGGGUGCUGUAUCACAUCGUCGAUGGCAAUCAUGACAAUGCGUUUGUCAUUGAGCCGGCAUUCAGUGGUAUCGUUAAGACGAAUAUUGUGCUCGAUCGUGAGAUACGCGACAUCUAUAAGCUGAAGGUGAUAGCCACCGAUGAGGGGGUGCCACAGAUGACGGGCACGGCUACCAUUCAGGUGCACAUUAUCGAUGUAAAUGAUAAUCAGCCGACUUUUCCGCCGCACAGUGUGAUUAGUGUUAGCGAAGGUACCGAACCGGGCAGUGUUAUUACAAUAAUAUCUGCAAACGACGUCGACACCUAUCCCGAGCUGACAUAUCGCUUUGCCAGUGAAGAUGACACCACCAGCAACAGUAACAGUCACAGUCGCAGCCAUACAUCAUUGACUUCUUCGGCAACAACAAGAACCACCUCAACCAGCAUCUACGAAGAAAACACUUCCAUCUUUGCCAUCGAUCGCUACAGCGGCAAAGUGAUCCUCCGCAAGCGACUCGACUACGAACUGCAACAAGAAUACCAAUUGGAGAUAAUUGCAUCGGAUACAGCACACGAAGCACGCACCACUCUCACCGUUCGUGUCACCGAUGAGAACGAUAACGCGCCCGUAUUCCAGCAGCUAGCUUAUUACACCAUGCUUCCGGAUCAGAUGUCAUCCAAUGGGGAUCGGGAUAUCGAACUGCUUACGGUCAAUGCAACUGACAUCGACUCCGAGCGCAAUGCACUCAUUCGGUAUAGCAUACAUCCGCCGCAAGCGGGCUUCUCCAUUCACGAGUCGUCUGGAAGUGUCUAUGUUAACACUAGUCGCAUUAACGCAGCGGUCGGUCGUGAUGACAUCUAUCUGACAAUUCUCGCCACUGACUCGGGUACUCCUCCGCAGCAGUCAUCAACUAUUGUCAUGGUGCAGGCGAAUGCAAAUAGCCAGGGAAGGGCACAAUUCCUGCAGACGCAAUACCGAACUAGCAUUAACGAGGAAGCACCCUUAGGUACGGUGGUGUUGAGGUUAUCGCAGGACGUUCUCGAUACGGAGUUGACUCAGCAUUUGGUGUUCACUAUUGUCGCUGGCAACGAAGACGGCACGUUUGAAGUUUACCAAUCGAGUGCCAUCAUUCUUGUCCAGCCGCUGGAUCGUGAGCGUGUCGAUUUGUACAAGCUACGGUUGAUAAUGAGCGAGAAGGGUGCUCCAUUGCGGGCGGACAACAAUUCGUCGGCGAUCAAUGUGUUUGUCACGGUUGAGGACGCGAAUGACAACUCACCGGUGUUUGAUUCCAGCGGACAGUAUGAAGCGGAAAUCAGUGAGUCGGCUCCGCUGCGGUACUCCAUAGCACAAUUGCUGGCUGUUGAUGCGGACUUGGAGAACACUCCAAAUUCGGACAUUGUGUACGAUAUCACGUCGGGCAACGACGAGGGCAUGUUCACCGUCGACCUGGUCUCUGGAGUGCUGUUUGUGAACAAUCAACUCGACUAUGACCGUGGAGCCAUGAACUACGAACUGAUCGUGCGAGCAUGUGAUAGUGCGGCUGUUCCACGGUGCAACUUGCAGCCAUUCGCCGUUUCGCUGGUCGAUGAGAACGAUAACGCUCCACGAUUCCCCGUUGCCGAAUACAUCGAGUUCAUUGGCGAAAAUGAAGCAGUCGGGACGAGUAUUUUCACUGCACGCGCAACCGAUCUGGAUCGCGGCAUCUACGGGAGCCUGAACUACUCCAUCGAUCAAUCGGAUCCGCACAACAUGGCUGGCGAUGAACUCGUCUAUAAACUGUUCCGCGUCGAUGCCACUAGUGGAGUCGUCACCUCUAACGCCAUAUUCGACUAUGAACAAAGAAACCGCUACGACUUUGUGCUGCGCGCAACCGAUACAGGCGGCAAGUAUGCAACGGUCAAAGUGCGUAUCAUGAUCGACUCGAAGGACGAAUAUAGUCCGCAGUUCACAGAGAGGACAUAUCGCUUUGUGAUGUCAUCGCCGGCGGAAGAAAACAUGCAGCUAGGGUAUACCGUGGGCCAAGUUUCAGCCAGUGAUCGUGACAAGGGUGCUGAUGGACGAGUGGUCUACCAGCUGACCUCACAACAUGCCUAUUUUAAGGUUAACCGGACAACGGGAGCAGUGGUCAUCAAGAAGAAGCUCGAUGACAAUUUUGAUGAUGGACGUGACAUCAGCUUGGUGAUCACAGCUAGUUCAGGGCGCCAAGGAUCACUCACCAACAUGACUGUCGUCGAGAUUUCCCUCGAUCCAUUGGGUCACCUUAACACUAACAUGGCGAGCAACGUUGGAGCACCUAGUUCUGGCGGUGGGUUCGCUGACUGGGCACUGGGAUUGUUGAUUGCGUUCUUGCUUGUCAUUUGUGCGUUUGCUGGAAUCUUCCUGUUUUUGCAUAUGAGAAAUAGGAGGCAUAGACAAGUCUCCAAGCCAAGUCUUAGCACUGAGACGGUGGGUAACACCAACAGCUAUGUGGAUCCUAGUGCUUUCGACACGAUACCAAUUAGAGGUGGAUCAGGAGCCACUGGAAGUGCGGGUCAAUUUGCACCACCCAAAUAUGACGAGAUCCCUCCUUACGGUCCACAUGCAGCAAGCUCGAAUUCUGGAGCAGCAACCACAUCAGAACUCUCAGGCUCCGAGCAAUCUGGAUCAAGUGGACGGGGUUCAGCUGAAGAUGACGGUGAGGAUGAAGAAAUUCGCAUGAUCAAUGAAGGUCCACUCCAUCGGGAUCACCAUAGAGGCAGCGAUGACGGACGACUGUCCGACAUCUCGGUGCAAAACACUCAAGAGUAUCUGGCGCGACUGGGCAUCGUCGACAAUCCCAACACAACGGGAGCAGCGUCAACAUCCUCCCGCAGAUGUUCAGAGAGUAUCGGUGGCAGCAACAAGGACUCCCAUCUCCAUCAUCCCCUCCCCAUAGACUCCCUUCACAUGUUCGACGAGGAACCAGGCGGCGAGUCUGAUAUCACAAACCUCAUCUACGCAAAACUCAAUGAUGUAAACGGAGGAAGUGACCGAGCCAGCAGUACUGACGAAGCCGCAACAACAGCCGGAAGCAUCGGUGCUGCCGUCGAUCACGUCAUGGGCUUCGGGGAUGUUCCGGUCGUCGGCAGUGGGAAUGUCGGCCCCUCUAUGAACGGCUCCUUGAGUUCCAUAGUCCACAGCGAAGAGGAACUCACCGGCAGCUAUAACUGGGACUACCUUCUCGACUGGGGUCCGCAAUACCAGCCGCUGGCGCACGUUUUCUCAGAGAUCGCAAGACUGAAAGAUGACACCCUGUCGGUGCAUAGUGGCAAUAGCGGAGCAUCGUCCAGUGCCAAAAGCAAGCAGUCACUGGCCCACUCCGCCAAGCACAUUCCACCUCCGCUCCUGACAAAUGUCGCCCCUCGAUCCAUUAACGUUCCAGUAUUAUCUAGCCGGGGGAGUGGCAGCCAUCACUCCUCGGUGCCCGCCAAUCAAUACCUCCUGCCACGAUCACCAAUUAGUCACGAUGCACCCGGCGGUGGUUUCAGUACAUCAUCGGCGAUGUCGCCCAGCUUCUCACCAUCCCUAUCGCCAUUAGCGACAAGGUCGCCAUCGAUAUCGCCGCAUGUUGUUGGUGGAGUGCCAACUGGCCAUCAUAUGGUUUCACUGCCACGGCAUCAACCGCAACCGCAGCAACGUAAAAAUCUCGACAAUGAGAUGCGAGUGAGAAUGUAAUCUGUUGAAUUUAAUUAAAGUCCCUCCAUGUCCCACCUUACCCCCGACCUACCCUCCUUUAAAUCAUGUGUAGUAGACUCUAAGUUAAGUAGUUAAGAGUGAGGUAACACUAGCUGACCCUCCCGGCUGUGGUAACAACAAACUUUAAACUAUUUAAACAAAAAGUGUAUAAGAACAAAACAAAACAAAUACAUUAAUCAUAAUCACACUUGUACAGAAUUUAUUUUUAAUCAGUUUGCCAUUAAAUUUUAGGAUUUUAGCCAUUAAGAUAACAAACCUCAUUAAUUUUUGUCUUUGUGUAUUUACAUUUUUUCUUAAAAUGCAUUUUCAAAUAUUUUUUUUAAUUUAAUAUUAAUAAUUAUCACCCCCAUACACCGCUCCCAAAAUGGAAAAUAAGUCGUAAAAUUGUACAUACUGUAUCCAAGACUAUAAAGCCAAUAAAGACUCUUAAAUAGUUGUAUAUUAAAAACAUUUAAAAAAUAAAAACAAAAACAAAACAAAAUAGUAAAUCUUAAAAAUAAAAUUAAAAAAAAAAUAUUAAUCGCCAUAAACAAAUAAAAUAUUGUAAUUCAUUUAAAUUUUCUGCAUUUAAAAAAAAGUAAGACUUGCCAAGAAUUAAAUAUUUUAAUAAUAAUUUAAAAAAAAAAUAGUUCUUCCAUUCAAACAAAAUAAUAUUAAUUUUAACAAAAAAUUGUAUAAAAAUAGAAUUACAUAAAAUUAAUAGCUAAACAAAUUUUGUACAAACUUAAAAAAUAAAAAUAAUAAAUAUAAUUAGGUUAAAAUAAAAAUAAUUCGUAAUAAUUUCUCAUUAAUUUUUUGUUUAUUAA